Messenger RNA from Talaromyces atroroseus, 1503 nucleotides. RefSeq lists its product as hypothetical. The coding region runs from base 1 to 1503 and encodes 500 amino acids. Gene Ontology annotation, molecular function: mannosyltransferase activity. The record is from RefSeq and is a predicted model, not a curated record. The transcript is spliced from 5 exons. Gene Ontology annotation, cellular component: glycosylphosphatidylinositol-mannosyltransferase I complex; endoplasmic reticulum membrane. Lineage: Eukaryota; Fungi; Ascomycota; Eurotiomycetes; Eurotiales; Trichocomaceae. Gene Ontology annotation, biological process: protein processing; GPI anchor biosynthetic process.
AUGUCUGAUUGGCAGUUGAUUUUGACGAAUCAUGAUGUGUUCCCCGGACCCACACUACGGCAGCCUAUAGCAUUCGAUCCAACAAAACAAGCUAUCUUCAGCAAAGACACUCUAUCGAUCCGAGGUCUGGACGCGGCCAAAGAAGAGCGCUUUACUUUCACCUCCAAAGAGCUGCCUACCGAGAAUUUCUACACACAACACGUGGACUUCAUAUACGAUGGAGCACUGAACGUAACUACGAUUCCGUGGCGCCGUUUCUUGCCCGCACAUCUCCGGGCUUACAUGUUUAUUACACGCCGUCAGAUAAUGAGGAGCAUACAAGAAUCAUUCUCUGAAGCCCCGGUUUUGACGGAAACCCCCUCGUCGAAUCCGUCCCUCCAGUUCCACCAUGUCUUGCCCUCAAUCGACCAGUUCGUGGGAUAUCUUCGGCAUAUGGUGUGCGACCUGAAUGAUAGUGAAUGUGCCGACUAUCUUUUAUUGGCUGAUUUUGUCGCUAUUGACUAUGAUCCUACAACACAAGCAACCUCAAUAUCCGCGUUCUGGUCGCAACCGCUUUUGGGAACUACAGGCUGGACGGAAGAUAUAACAAGAAAACAUGGAUCUGCCGAGAAGGUAGAAGUAGGUCUACUUUCGAAUGAAAGGGCCGUUGAUCCUGAAGAUAUCUCACUGGGAGGGUUCUUGACAGUAGUCGGCCAGGAUAACAAGCUAACCUUUGAAACGCCGACGGGGUUACAUCCUACGUUAAAGAUUUCAAUGCCCCCGUCAGCUCUUACUCGCCCGCCUGCCCCCGAAGAUACGACUUGUACUCUCCAUACGUAUCUGACACUUCCUUCUACUAUAUUUGCGGACAAGUAUCAAUUAUCUACAAAAGAUCACUUGUUUCUAACUUCACAUAACCUGGUAGGUCUACGAGCUGUUUCUGGCGAGACAGAUCUCGAGGCCCCCGACUGGGUACUUCCAAGCUGGGGAUCUAAUCUACUUCUCGAAAUCGCUACACCUUCUGAAGGUCAGGAUAUAGGAGGCAGUAGUGGUAGCUGGGACGUAACCAUUCCUUUACAUCUUCGAUACCUGAAGCCAUCUGAAAGCGGGCAUCAGUUGGCAUCAAUACCAUGGCCGAUUGUCUUCUGGGCUUGCAGUGCCGAAGACAGCACAGAGAUGGGUAAAAACCCCUUUGACCUUGUUGAUCUUGGCUACGAUGCUCUUUUUACUCCGAGGACGUUCUUCUUUCACCUUCACCCAGAAAGCAAUGACCCUUCUAAGUUGUCUUCUGGGCGGGCACUGAUGCAAGAAAUUAGUGUCCCAGUGCUGAAGGCCGCCACGGAUAGCGAGCGACCAUAUGGGGAGGCAGCAUCUCGAGUAGAGCUGGGCACGGUAGUUGCUAUUACCAUAGGAUUCAUAUGGGUCUUGUGGAAACUGAUAUCCAUUUUCAUAUUUCGUGGAAUUGAAGACUCACCUCGCAGCUCACCAGAGUCGACAAGAAAGGCAGACAAAAAGAAGAAAUAA